CCUCUACCACUACACAACACACGUCUAUAAUUCAUCAUUACACUCCUCUACCACUAUUUAUCACGUGCCUUAUACUUCAUCAUUACACUCCUCUACCACUAUAUAUCACGUGCCCUAUACUUCACCAUUAAACUCCUCUACCACUAUAUAUCACGUGCCCUAUACUUCACCAUGACACUCCUCCACUACUAUAUAUCACGGCCCUAUACUUCACCAUUCACUCCUUUACCACUACACAACGCAUGUCUAUACUUCACCAUUAAAAUCCUCUACCACUAUACAACACACGUCUAUACUUCACCAUUCACUUCUCUACCACUGUAUAUCACGUGCCCUAUACUUCACCAUUCACUCCUCUACCACUACACAACACAUGUCUAUAAUUCACCAUUCACUCCUUUUCCACUAUACAACACAAGUCUAUACUUCACCAUUCACUCCACUACCACUAUAUAUCACGUCCCUAUACUUCAACAUUCACUGCUCUACCACUAUAUAUCUCGUGCCCUAUACUUCACCAUUCAUUCCUUUACCACUACACAACACACGUCUAUAAUUCGACAUUCACUCCUUUGCCACUACACAACACAUGUCUAUACUUCACCAUUACACUCCUCUACUACUAUAUACCACGGCCCUAUACUUCACCAUUCACUCAUUUACCACUACACAACGCAUGUCUAUACUUCACCAUUAAAAUCCUCUACCACUAUACAACACACGUCUUUACUUCACCAUUUACUCCUCUACCACUACACAACACAUGUCUAUAAUUCACCAUUCACUCCUUUUCCACUACACAACACAUGUCUAUACUUCACUAUUCACUCCUCUACCACUAUAUAUCACGGCCCUAUACUUUACUAUUCACUCCUCUACCACUAUAUAUCACGUGCCCUAUACUUCACCAUUCACUCCUUUACCACUACACAACACACGUCUAUAAUUCACCAUUCACUCCUUUACCACUACAAAACACAUGUCUAUACUUCACCAUUACACUCCUCCACUACUAUAUAUCACGGCCCUAUACUUCACCAUUCACUCCUUUACCACUACACAACACAUGUCUAUACUUCACCAUAAAAAUCCUCUACUACUAUACAACACACGUCUAUACUUCACCAUUCACUCCUCUACCACUACACAACACAUGUCUAUACUUCACUAUUCACUCCUCUAC
Messenger RNA from Mizuhopecten yessoensis (Yesso scallop), 1183 nucleotides. RefSeq lists its product as uncharacterized. Lineage: Eukaryota; Metazoa; Mollusca; Bivalvia; Pectinida; Pectinidae. The transcript is spliced from 2 exons. The coding region runs from base 172 to 1086 and encodes 304 amino acids. The record is from RefSeq and is a predicted model, not a curated record.